Molecule: messenger RNA, 3859 nt
Organism: Notodromas monacha
Lineage: Eukaryota; Metazoa; Arthropoda; Ostracoda; Podocopida; Cyprididae
Source: the annotation of a GenBank genome assembly
UAUUUUUACAGUCCGGUGAUUUUUUUAGUGCAAUGUGAACCCCUCAUCUGAUUCAGAAAAACGACACUAGACGGGUUCAGUAACAACCGACACAAUCAAAAAGGACUCGUUUGAAAUGUCGGACGAAAAUAGGACAUCCAUGGUCUAUUAUGGAAGUCUUGAAGUGCAUUUACGCGAUUGGGAAAAUCUGCGAAAAUCUCUGGACAGAGAUAUUGGCACAGAGCCGACAUUUGAAGCAAAGGAAGGAUCAAGCAAGAUAUCCGUCUCUUGCUUCCCUCAAAUAAUGCCGGGAAUGGUUCCCAACAUAUCAGGAAGCCUGUGUAUUCGAGAGUGCGAAACAGUGUUGAUAGGAUCCUUCAAGAAUCUUUCAAUGCAGGGCAUGGAGCUAUUGAAAGAAUGGGUCUUGAAUCUCCUGAAUCGUGAAUACUGGAUUUCACCUUGGUUCCAACAUGCAAGGACACUAUCUCAAGUUGAUUAUGAUGAUGAAAGUAGAUCUGUUGUGAAAAUUUCUGCAGAAGUUUCUGAGGAAAUCCAUCGUCAGCUGGAGGAAUGUAACAAUGCAGAACUGGAUGAAGCCACUGGAAGAACACCAUUCUUGGCUCUCUGUGCUCAGCCUAGUGACGAUUUUUUAGACAUUGCUGACCAACGAUUCAAGUUCUUUUCUGAUCUCGGAGCAGAAAUUAAAUGCAAUAAGAAGUCUGCCAUGAUUGCCACCCUUUUACUCGAUCCCAAAGUGAACGUGCUCCGCAAAGACAAUCUUGAAUACUCCUGUUUGCAUCUGGUGCUUUACAAUUCUUCGUCCGAGGAAGACGCUUGGCCAGUCGUUAUUCUGUUGCUGGAGGCAAUUGAACAUUUCGCCGGAGGCAAAACGAAUCAAUACUUUGAAAUCCUUCAACACACGCAUAUUUACGACGAAACAGCCGCAGACAUCGCGAUAGGAAAAAAGUACCACGGCAUUUUCAUGACUCUCGUUCUCGCUGGAGCCUUCGUGGCAUUCAAUCCAAUUGUUGCCAGUGAUGAAGAAGAAUCAAUAACCAAGAACAAGAACGAUCGGAUUCCGGGUGCCAACGAAAGAGAAAUCGACUCGAGAGAAGUUUUACUCUUUGCAACACAUGUCUUGAAGGACGACUUUGAUUGUGGAUUCGUUUUCAAACAUCUCGUUCUUCGGGUUCCUUUCGAACACUUGACAGCAGUCUCUGAAACGGGUCUCACAGCGAUUGAACUUCUAUCAUGGAAGCAAGUAUUCGACAGGAAUCCAAAUUCAUUUGCAAAGACGGCAGGAGAAAUAUUAUUUAUCCCAGCGUCUGAGAACCGGCGAAAAAUCGCUCAAGAUGUUGUGAAAACCGCGAUUGAGUUCAGGCAGAUUUAUUACGCCGAUCGGGUGCCAGAAAACAUCCGGGACUUGAUUUUCCCAGAAAGUCGAUGGAAGGAUGGGGUUUCAUCCAUUAACCACACGUGUUUGGACAAGAUGACCAUUGAUAUUCACCCUGAAGAAAAUGACGAAAAAAUUUCAUCGCUAGUCCGGAAAUGGGAGGAACUUCGAAAUUCAGGUGAUUCAACCGAAAAAUCGGAAUUGAUUGAUGAAAUUCACAGAAUGUCGUCAGUCUUCCACUGCUUCGAUGACAUGAAUGCGAUGCAUUUGAAAAAUGCGAUGGAGAUUGCGACUGAGAAAGAAAUUCAAUGUCUUCGGAAGAAAUGGAACGUCAUGACCUAUAAAGUCAAUCCUUUUCCAACUUCAACCGUGUGUUAUAUCUCCGAGAAUAUUUCUUCAAUAUCUCCCAGACUUGUGACUACUGUUUUGGCUCUCGGAUGCAGAACUUUGGACAGAGAAGAGGAACUUACUCUUCCCCGGAAUCCAAAAUUGGCACAAUUAUUCCAAAAAUGUCGGCUGUUGUGGGGCAAACAAGGUAGGAGAGCAUUGAGUCAAGGAGACACGGAUUCCAUCAGCAGCUGGAUCAGGACAAACAGCAGAAUUGCCUUUGAUGUGCCUGUGCUUGAAGAAAAGCCAUUGUUUCAAGCAGUCAUGGAUCCAGGGUAUUCAUUCUUCUACAUGAGGAAACUGGUUCUUCAGGGUUUGAUGCUGGCUGAGCCACAACGAUUUGAAAGGGAAUUCAGAAAGUUGACCUUUGACCAGAUGGUUGAAAUUGAUGAUGAUGAAGUGGCUCAAAUGUUCCUGUUUCGAUGCAUUCGCCAGAGCAUCUCCUCAAUGGAGAUUUGCAUACCUGUUCGCAGAGUUGGACAAUUACUUGAUUCACGUCCAAUAAUUGUUCUGAGUACAAUUGAGGACAGUGAUGGAAAGAAGUUGAUGCCAGACCUGGGAACCAGUUGGUUCCAACAUUCUUUGCAAGAACGAGACCCACGUCAGUUGCCACCAGUUCUUGACACGUCAUCUUCUUUCUCAGAAGCACUGAAGAAAGCAGAACUUUUGACCAAGGUGACAGAUAAAAAAGAAGCAGAUCUGAGUGGAGCUGUUUUGUUGUGGGAAAGCGUGGAAUUUAUCAAAGGGAAUCCAGAAUUCAUGCGAACAACAGUUCUGCCUCACCUAGCAAUGGCCAACUGGUGUGACCACAACUGGACCAAAGUUUUCAGAAAAAAGCACAAUAGUUUUCUUUGCAUGUUUGGACUGUAUAUUUUACUUGGAUCAAUCUAUGCCUGGUUCUAUUCUGCUGGUCUUGAGGAACACUAUACACAUGUUGCAUUCAAAAAGCAACAGGAAAGACAAAACAGUUCAGAAGGAACAAGUGGACCCAAAGAAAAGCGGUCAGAAGAAACCUUUGUCAUGGGUGCAGUUUUUUGGGCAAGUUACUCAUUACUGCUCCUACUCUCACUCAUCUUCCUUGGAUGGGAAUGGGGGCAGAAGCUGAAGUUUGGGCCAUCAAUGUAUUGGCAACAUGUCGAGAACUGGUUUGACCUGAGCACCACAGUUGUGUUCUUCAUCUGUGGCAUUCCACUUGGAACAUGGUCUCCAAUUCUGGCCAGAGCACAGAUGAACAUUUUACCCUUCUUUCCUGCUCUGGGUUCAUUGGCAUUCAUGAAAGCAUGUGGUCCAAGGGGAAGAGGGAUCACAGCCAUGAUGUUUGUGGAAUCCUUGGCAAGGCUUAAAGGGCAUUACUUGUUUCUAGUCCCUCUGUUUGGGUUUAUGAUGGCAUUCUGGAUCAUCAGAGAGAUUUAUAAAAGAACUCUGCCUGGAUUUGUUGCUGCACUUCUGGACAUUUUGGCAUUUUCUGUGGCCAAUAUUGAAGUUGGUGAUUUCACUGGUGGAUCUGAUGAGCCAACAGGAAGUCCUGGAGGAAAUUUCCCUUGGAAAGACGACUUAUCCAUAAGUGGGCCCAUCAUUGGAAUCAUGGCAGCCCUGACACUUCAUGUCAUCAUCUCCAACCUGUUUGUGGGCAUUGCAAUCAAUGUAUCACAGGAACUGGAAAAAACUGCUGAUGGUCUGCGAAAUGAGCGCAGGCUGCUUUUCAUGCACACUGUGACAGACUUUUAUUCUCUCAUGCAUCAAAAGAAGCCUGUUUCUGGAACAAAUGAAGAACAUAAUCCUAAUGACCUUGAAGAUCAACUCUGGAAAGAAGGAAGCGCCAUGAGAGACACCAACAGGAAUGUGAACAUUUUGCACGAGGAGACAAAGAAAGUGAUUGGAUUUAUUUCUCAAUUGCGGGAUGAAAACGAAAAAUGUCGCAAGAAGACAAUUGAGUUGGAAGGUCAGCUGAAACUUAUUCAUAAUAACAUGAUGGACCUACAAGCAUCAGUUCGAGAAAAAUUUUCCCAAAUUUUGGAAAAACUGAAUGAUCAAAAGAUGACUGCUGUACUGGUCGACAGUGCUGAUCUUAAGCCAGCACAAUUGGAAGGGGAAAAAUGA